Molecule: messenger RNA, 1518 nt
Organism: Epinephelus fuscoguttatus (brown-marbled grouper)
Lineage: Eukaryota; Metazoa; Chordata; Actinopteri; Perciformes; Serranidae
Gene: psmc6
Product: proteasome 26S subunit, ATPase 6
Exons: 14
Coding region: 23-1225 (400 amino acids)
Biological process (GO): positive regulation of RNA polymerase II transcription preinitiation complex assembly
Cellular component (GO): proteasome regulatory particle, base subcomplex; cytosolic proteasome complex
Molecular function (GO): proteasome-activating activity; ATP hydrolysis activity; ATP binding
Source: RefSeq, a predicted model, not a curated record
AACAAAAACAAGAAAGGAAGCGAUGCUGCAGUUUCCCAGCAUUCAGUGGGGUAUCAUGGCGGACUCUAGGGAGAAAGCGCUGCAGGACUACAGGAAAAAAUUACUCGAACACAAAGAAAUUGACGGGCGGUUAAAAGAACUGAGAGAACAGCUGAGAGAACAAACCAAACAGUACGAAAAAUCAGAAAAUGACCUAAAGGCUCUGCAAAGUGUUGGUCAGAUUGUUGGAGAAGUGCUCAAACAGCUGACUGAGGAGAAAUUCAUUGUCAAGGCCACCAAUGGUCCCAGAUAUGUGGUAGGAUGCCGCAGACAGCUGGACAAGUCCCAGCUGAAGCCAGGCACAAGAGUGGCUUUGGACAUGACCACACUCACUAUAAUGAGGUACCUGCCCAGAGAGGUGGACCCUCUGGUGUACAACAUGUCCCAUGAGGACCCUGGUAGUGUAUCCUACUCUGAGAUUGGGGGCUUAUCUGAACAGAUCCGUGAGCUGAGAGAGGUGAUUGAGCUGCCUCUGACCAACCCUGAGCUCUUUCAGAGAGUGGGGAUCAUCCCCCCUAAAGGCUGCCUGCUCUAUGGGCCUCCAGGUACUGGGAAGACUCUUCUUGCCAGAGCAGUAGCCAGUCAGCUAGACUGUAACUUCCUGAAGGUGGUGUCCAGCUCCAUUGUGGACAAAUACAUCGGUGAGAGUGCCAGGCUCAUCAGAGAGAUGUUCAACUAUGCCAGGGACCACCAGCCUUGCAUCAUCUUUAUGGAUGAGAUUGAUGCCAUUGGCGGCCGUCGUUUCUCUGAGGGAACAUCUGCUGAUAGAGAGAUCCAGAGGACUUUGAUGGAGCUGCUGAACCAGAUGGACGGCUUUGACACUCUGCACAGAGUCAAGAUGAUCAUGGCCACCAACAGACCAGACACACUGGACCCUGCCCUCCUGCGGCCCGGCAGACUGGACCGUAAAAUCCACAUCGAACUGCCCAAUGAACAGGCUCGUCUGGACAUCCUCAAGAUCCACUCCAGUCCCAUCACCAAGCACGGAGAAAUAGAUUUUGAAGCCAUUGUGAAGCUGUCAGACGGUUUCAACGGAGCUGAUCUGAGAAACGUGUGCACAGAAGCAGGUCUGUUUGCCAUCCGCUCUGACCGUGAGUAUGUCACUCAGGAAGACUUCAUGAAAGCAGUGCGGAAGGUGGCAGAUUCAAAGAAGCUGGAGUCCAAGCUGGACUACAAGCCUGUAUAAACCCCUCUGUGUCUAUCUUGUCAUUGUAUUGUCAGGAAUUGACUGUGUUCAUGCUUCAUGGCCAGGAAAAAAACAGUUUGUUGGCAACUUUAUUGACCGUGUUCUCUUUCUAAUGUUGCUUCCCACAAACAUCAAGUGACAUUCACUCAGUAAGCUCUGUUUCCACUUGUAAGUCUGACCUGCCUUUUUUUUUACACUGGAUAAAAAAAAGCUGAUCAUUCUGUUACCCACAAAACACUUUUAAAACAUGCCAAUAAAAUCAGAUGUACUGAAAAUACGCCAUUAUAACCAAA